Messenger RNA from Drosophila teissieri, 506 nucleotides. RefSeq lists its product as uncharacterized. The transcript has a single exon. The record is from RefSeq and is a predicted model, not a curated record. The coding region runs from base 109 to 414 and encodes 101 amino acids. Lineage: Eukaryota; Metazoa; Arthropoda; Insecta; Diptera; Drosophilidae.
ACUCUAGCUCUCAGAAAGCAUUCAAUAUACCUACAUACAGCAUACAACAAGUCAGUUCAGUUCUAGACAAAUUCAAAGUAGAAAGUUAAGAAAACACCAACAGACACAAUGGCAUUCGGUGACAGCGUAUUCGACCGUUUGGAUGAGUGGACUAAAGGCGAAGUGAAGCCCGGAGAAUUGGGCCGCAUCUUGGCCAUUCUUCUGAUCCUGAUAGUAAUCUGCAUAGCCAUCGUCACUGUGGCUCGCAUCGUGGUGUCUCUGGCCAUACCAACCUUGGUUAUCGUGGCCCUUUUGCUGGCCUACCACAUCAUCACUCCUUCGGAAAUGCAAGAUGGUGUCAGGGAUAUUCCCGAUAUUCUAAAAGCGUGUACGAACUUUAUAUCUGGCGUGUUUUGCAAGUUGAAGACGAACUAAAAUCCUUGCCAACCACGUAUGGCUUGUAAAUUGUUUAUAUAUUUGAUAUAUAGUAGAUAAUACGCAGAAGAUUUAUAUGAUCAACCUAAUAU